Molecule: messenger RNA, 4919 nt
Organism: Rhineura floridana
Lineage: Eukaryota; Metazoa; Chordata; Lepidosauria; Squamata; Rhineuridae
Exons: 36
Coding region: 94-4812 (1572 amino acids)
Biological process (GO): proteolysis; complement activation
Cellular component (GO): extracellular region
Molecular function (GO): serine-type endopeptidase activity
Source: RefSeq, a predicted model, not a curated record
CCGGCAGCUGGAAAGGCUGGAAGGGAGUUUCAGUUUACAGCGGCUGGCUGGGACCAGAGCGGACGCCCGGCUCCGACGACGAGGCUGUACACCAUGAUCCUUUUCCUUUUGACCCUCCUCACCCUUUUGCCAGCUGUUUCUACACAGGAAUCUGUCCUUGAUGAAACACCAUCGUGCCCAAAGUCUGUGCCUAUCCGAGGUGGCACCUUUUCACUCUCAGAUGGGUUUCGCCCAGGAAGCAUCCUCACCUAUUCCUGCCCAGUUGGCACCUAUCCGUAUCCAGCCCAAAGCCGGAUCUGCCAGUCGGAUGGGAAGUGGACGCCCAUGCGCUCCCUCAGUGGACACCGUCUCAACCAAGCACAAUGUAAAAAGAUAAGUUGUCCGCCACAGAGAUCCUUUGAAAAUGGCUCCUUUGGCCCGCGGCGGAGCUCGCAUCCUGUUGGUGACAUCCUGAGAUUUGAGUGUUCAGACGGAUACCAGCUCCUGGGUUCCUCCCGGCGGCAUUGCUUGCCUAAUGGAUAUUGGAAUGGAACUUCCCCAGUUUGUGACGAUGGAGCGGGGCACUGUCCAAGUACUGCCAUCCCACCAGGGGCAAUUGUUACUGGGGGCCGCAACCGUCUUGGCGAUCGGGUCUCAUUCCAGUGUCAGAGUGGCCUAGACUUGGUAGGGUCAUCCCAGCGUGUCUGCACUCCAGAGGGUGAAUGGUCAGGAGCUGAGCCAAGUUGUAGAGCCUCCUUUUCUUUUGAUCGGGCCGAAGAUGUUAGAGCAGAGUUUGGAGCCUCACUAACAGAAGUUCUGAGCGAUGUGUCAUCUUCUGGUCCUGACCCUUCUGGGACAGCUCAAGCUCCAUCUUUAGGACGACGGAUUAUACUGUCCAGAGACAGUUUCCUCUAUAUCUAUUUGCUUGUGGAUGCAUCUCACAGCGUAACUGAAGACAACUUUAAAAUCUUUAAAGAUUGUCUGCACACCAUCAUCACUAGGAUUGCCAGCUUUGAUGUUCCUGUCAAGUUCUCUGUGAUCUCUUAUGCCAGCCAGCCCAAGACCAUUGUUGACAUCUAUAACGAUAUCGCUGAAGAUCCGGAAAUGGUUCUUGACGAGAUUCAAAAUGAGAUGAACUACAAAGACCACGGCAAUGCAACAGGAACCAACAUUCAGGCAGCGCUUGAAGCUGUGUACAACAUGAUGAUUAAAGACGAGGCGGACGCAUCUUCCAAAGUGCAGUGGGACAAAAUCCGUCACGCUAUUGUUCUUUUCACGGAUGGGAAGUCCAAUAUGGGAGGUUCUCCCAAACAGGCAAUACACAGUAUAGAAGACUUCUUGCAUGUGAGUGGAAACAGAAAAGACUACCUGGAUAUUUAUGCUUUUGGUGUUGGAAGCCUUGAUGUGGACUGGGAUGCCAUGAAUGAGAUAGCAUCCAAAAAGCCAGGCGAGAGACACGCCUUCAAAAUGAAAACUGCAAAGGAAUUGAAGAAGGCCUUUGAAGAUGUUCUGGAUCCCAGAGAUCUUGAUGAUAUAUGUGGCUUGGCAAACAACUCAGACAGUGCCAGAUGGGAUCAGAAGAGCCCAUGGCACGUGCUGCUCCAGUACAAAUCGCUGACAGAACCUUCUUGCCGGGGUGCCUUGGUUUCAAAGACAUGGGUUCUAACAUCUGCUCACUGCUUCAUCAAAUUAAAUGAUACAUCCAGCUGGACCGUUAUUCUGGCAGGAGGAGAGACCAGAAUGCAAGUAAAGAGACGGAUUGACCAUGAAUUGUUCAAUGUUCGAGCUAAGGUGGCCCAGGGCAUCCAGGAAUUUUACGACUAUGAUCUCUCCCUACUCGAACUGGAAAGACCUGUGCAGUUUGGUGGGAGAAUCAGGCCGAUCUGUCUUCCUUGCACUGAAGGUGCUAACAGAGCCCUGAAGAAGAAGCCGUGGAGCACAACGUGCAAGGAUCAUGAGCUGGAGUUGCUGAGUUUUGAGAUGGUGCCAGCCCAGUUCAUAUCCUUGGACAACAAAAGGAUGGAUGUGCAGAUCAAGACAAGGAGAAGUCGUCCCUCGUGUAUUUCUGCAGCCAUUCAAGACAAAAAAGUAUUUCCCCAAGUGUCUGAUGUCUCCGAAGUGGUGACGGACAGAUUCCUGUGCAGUGGAGGAGAUAAAACUGUGGAGGCUGCCACUUGCAAAGGUGAAUCUGGAGGAUCAUUAUUUGUGGAAAGGAGGGAAAGACUCAUUCAAGUGGGUGUGAUCAGCUGGGGCACCUAUAACCCUUGUGAAAGGAAGAAGAAAAAUUGGGACCUGGAGGAGACAGUGCGGGAUCCCCCUCCACAGAAUCAUAAGCCACGAGAUUUCUACAUUAGUCUCUUUGGCGUGCAGGACUGGCUGCAGCAACAUCUGGGCACAUCUCUGAGAUUUAUCCCUAAGCAAUAUUUCACAAGCAGCAGUACUGCUGUGGUGCUGCGGCCGCUGCAAAAACUGCGGGAAGAGAGCGGGCAAACUCAACAGGAGGGAGAACCAGAAAUGAAGCUGCUUGACCAGCUUUUCUACAUCCUUGUUGCCCUCGGGGCAUUUUGCCCAGAUGCAACUGAUGGUGCCUGUGACCCGAAGACAGCUGAGAUCGAAGGGGGCACAUACACAGUACUGGAAAAUGGCAGUGUGCUGAAAUACGAGUGCCCGGAAGGGAAGUAUCCAUACCCUACAGAGUAUCGGUCAUGUCUUUAUGACAGCAGCUGGAGCACCAUGAAAAAUGUGUUUGAAAGGAUUGUCCCCACAGCCAUUUGCCGAGACAUCCGUUGCGUCAGGCCUCUGGAUUUUGAAAAUGGCCAGUAUGAGCCCCGCCAGCUCUACUACAAUGUAAGCCAGGAGCUGAAGUUUGUGUGCUACCAGGGGUACACACUGCGGGGGUCACAGAAUCGCACCUGCCUCCCCAAUGGGAAAUGGAGUGGAGAGACAUCUAUAUGCGAUGAUGGAGCUGGCCACUGUCCAAACCCUGGUGUCCCCAUUGGUGCCCGAAAAGCUGGCACCCAGUAUCGCAUAGAAAACCGGGUCCGCUACCAUUGUGACGGAGGACUCUCUCUCGUGGGAUCCAAAGAACGUACUUGCCAAGAAUCAGGAAGCUGGAGUGGAUCGGAACCAGAAUGUCGAAGCCCGUUCACCUUUGACACCCCAGAAGAAGUCUCCUCUAAGUUUAUCUCAUCCCUCACCGAAGUUGCCGAGUCUGCGGACUCUGAUAGAAAUGUUUCUGCUACAGAGAAGCGUAGAAUCCAUAUAGAGGCUGGUGGCUCAAUGAACAUCUACAUUGUCCUUGAUGCCUCCCGAAGCAUUGGCCAGCCAACAUUCCAGAAAGCUCAGAACGCGACCAUCAAGUUCAUUGAGAAGAUCUCCAGCUAUGACACCUACCCCCGUUACGGCAUCAUCACUUUUGCCACUGAGAGCAAAGAGGUUGUGAGUACGACCCACCCGCAGAGCAUCGACGCCUCCUGGGUGAUCGAGCAGCUGGAGGCCAUGAAAUAUGACGUACACAAGCUGAAGCCUGGAACCAACAUCAGAAAAGGCCUGCAAGCUGUCUAUACAAUGAUGAUCAAUCAGCAAGUGGAUGAACAGAGCAAGGGGAUGGACCCUGCUCCUAUUGCCACCACUACUCGCCAUGUUAUCAUCCUCCUUACUGAUGGUGAUUACAACAUGGGGGGGACCCCAGUUCCUGUCAUUAACAGUAUUAAGGAAUUCCUCCGUAUCAGGCCUAGUCAGCAAGAUCCUCGUAAUGACUACUUGGAUGUUUACGUCUUUGGUAUUGGAAGUGCGAUCAACGUGGGUAAUGUGAAUGACUUGGCAUCUCAGAAGCCUGGUGAAAGACAUAUCUUCAAACUCAAGGACUACAGUGAAGUAAAGGAUGCCUUUGAAGAAAUGAUUGAUGAGAGUCAAGCUUUAUCUAUGUGUGGCUUGGCCAAGGAACACACAGGAGCAGAUGACCAAGAGAAGAAUCCCUGGUAUGCCACAAUCGUUAUCAGGCGUGCUGGAAAGGGAUUUGAACGCUGCAAAGGAGCCCUUGUUUCUGAGUAUUACAUCUUGACAGCAGCCCAUUGCUUCACCAUAGACGACAAAGCUGAAGAGAUCACUGUCAACGUAGGAAAUAAGCGCUUCGGGGUGGCUGCCCUCCGAUCCCACCCACAGUAUACUAUUGGGAAGCUACGAGAUCGUGGAAUCCCUGAAUUCUAUGAUUAUGACGUUGCCCUGGUGAAACUUGACCAAAAAAUUGCAUUCUCUCCCUUAGCAAGGUCAAUCUGCCUGCCGUGUACAGCAGGAGCCACCCGGGCUCUGAGGAAGCCCCAUCCACAGACCACCUGCAAGGAUCAUGAGGAAUUGCUCCUGACGGUUGGGAACAUCCCUUCGCUUUUUGUGACCGACUGUACCCACCAAAAUGAACAGAGGCCUGGGCUGCUUCGCAGAACUGUGCGGAUCAAGAAUGGCGAAAAGAAAAUGGGUUGUGAGGCAGAUGCCAAGAAAGCCAUCCAGUACAAAAAUGUCACGGACGUCUCACAGGUGGUGACGGAACGCUUCCUCUGCACAGGGGGCGUUGACCCUCAAGUGGACCCCAAUACGUGCAAAGGUGAUUCUGGUGGUCCCCUCAUCAUUGCGAAAAGGCAGCGUUACAUCCAGGUGGGCGUGAUCAGCUGGGGUGUGGUUGAUGUUUGCAAAAAUAAGAGACUGCCUGAGUGUGAAAAUGACAGACGUCACCUCGACCAGUCCCCCUCCCACGCCAGGGAUUUUCAUAUCAACAUUUUCAAAGUCUUGCCCUGGCUCAGGGCACAGCUGCAAGAAGAAGGACUCGAUUUCCUGUAGACUUGCUCUUUUCACCCUACGUGGGAUGUUCUGUGUAAAUAGAACUGGUAUCUUCAGAUCCUGUAAAGUUAACAGUUGUGUAUUAAAUGCCAUUGUAUGAAAAAAAA